UUUAAGUAGUAGAACAUAUGAUAACAACCUACAUUGAGAAACUGAGGGACAUGGAGAAGGUCACACUCUUUCUAAUUCUACUGGUCUUCUGUUCCCUAAUAAUCUCAUCCACUUCUAUUCCUCCAACGAGGAUCCAAAGGACUUUGCAUGAGGGAGGGGAAAGAUUAAUUGAGGAUUUUAAACAGGAGGAGAGAAUGGAAGAAGCCGCGGUGGAUGAUGUGAUCAAUGCAAGGAUGGAUUUGGAGAGCAACGACUACCAGGGAUCGGGGGCCAACGACCGUCACACUCCAAAGCCACCGGAUACAGAUCUCCGAAAAUCCCGUGACCGAAAUAAGAUCGAAAAGUUUAACCCACUUGGUGGCAAUUUGGUGGGUCAUCUGGAGGGAACGAAACAGCAUGUGCUUUAGCGACGCGGCUCAUAACGCUUCCUGGGCUACCGAACGUGUCGCUUCUUUGAUCAGAGCCUGGAACGAAGCACUUUGAACCCUCCUGCAAUCUCUAUGCUCUCUAUGUUUGCUGUGUCACGUUUUGUCUGUCUCUCUAUGUCUACUUAGUGUUCCUGUUUUGUUUUGCUUUUGUUUUUCUUUUGUCGCCGGCUCGGUCUGGAGGCCCUAGAUGCUUCCAUUAUGUACGCUAAAUUCAUGUUACUUAAUGAAUG
Ananas comosus (pineapple) is the source of this 658-nucleotide messenger RNA. RefSeq lists its product as uncharacterized. Lineage: Eukaryota; Viridiplantae; Streptophyta; Magnoliopsida; Poales; Bromeliaceae. The transcript has 4 exons. The record is from RefSeq and is a predicted model, not a curated record. The coding region runs from base 18 to 407 and encodes 129 amino acids.